Messenger RNA from Mesitornis unicolor (brown roatelo), 2341 nucleotides. It is a transcript of the gene PODN, whose product is annotated as podocan. The coding region runs from base 1 to 1638 and encodes 545 amino acids. The record is from RefSeq and is a predicted model, not a curated record. Gene Ontology annotation, molecular function: protein binding. Lineage: Eukaryota; Metazoa; Chordata; Aves; Mesitornithiformes; Mesitornithidae. The transcript is spliced from 10 exons.
AUGGAGCCAAGCAGUGGCCCCCAAGCCCUCUCCCUGCAGCACGUGGACUCCGCAGGGAGCAGGCAUCACACGGCCGAAGCCACCAUCGCGCUACGUGGCAUUGCCCGUGACACCCUGAAUAACCAGAUAGAAGAAAUCUUUCCAGAAGAGCUUGCUCGUCUUUACAGACUGGAAACUCUCAAUUUGCAAAACAACAGGCUGACUUCAAAAGGGUUGCCAGAGGAAGCAUUUGAACAUCUGGAGAACCUGAAUUACCUGUACCUGGCAAACAAUAAGCUAACAGUGGCUCCGAAAUUCCUACCAAAUACCUUGAUCAGUGCAGAUUUUGCAGCCAAUUAUCUCACUAAGAUAUAUGGGCUCACGUUUGGACAGAAACCAAACCUGAGAUCUGUGUAUCUUCAUAACAACAAACUUUCAGAUGCUGGGUUACCUGAUAAUAUGUUCAAUGGCUCUGAUAAUGUGGAGAUACUCAUCAUGUCCAGCAAUUUCUUGAAGUAUGUUCCAAAGAAUCUCCCUCCAGCGCUAUAUAAAUUACACUUAAAGAACAACAAGCUAGAGAAGAUUCCCAAAGGAGCCUUCAGUGAGCUUACAGGUCUGCGGGAGCUCUAUUUACAGAAUAACUACUUGACUAAUGAAGGAAUGGACAACGAAACUUUCUGGAAAUUGUCUAGUCUUGAAUAUCUGGAUUUGUCCAGCAAUAACCUCUCACAAAUCCCAAGUGGUUUACCUCGAAACAUCGUCCUCCUCCACCUGGAGAAGAAUGCAAUUAAGGUGAUUGGCAGAGAUGUCUUGACCCAAAUUAAGAACCUGGAGUACCUUCUGCUCCACAAUAACAAAUUAAAAGCCCGAGGUAUUCACCCGUUAGCCUUCCAUGGCUUAAAGAAGCUGCACACUGUCCACAUGUACAACAACAUGCUGGAAAGGAUUCCCAGCGGGCUGCCCCGGCGAGUGAAAACACUUAUGAUCCUUCAUAACCAGAUCUCUGAGAUUAACAGGAACGACUUUGCUACCACUUACUUCCUUGAAGAGCUGAACCUGAGCUACAAUAAGCUCAAAAGUCCCCAGAUCCAUCGAGAGGCCUUCCGUAAACUGAGGCAACUAAAGUCCUUGGAUCUUUCUGGAAACAAUCUCCACACAGUGCCCUUUGGCUUUCCAAAGAACUUGCAGAUUCUGAAGCUGAAGGAGAAUGAGAUAAGCACCAUCCCAAAAGGGACUUUGUCUGGGAUGACAAAGCUGCGGGAACUGUAUUUGAGCAACAAUAAACUGAAAAUAAAUUCCAUUUAUUCAAGAGCGUGGAGAGAACUCAGCAGUCUCCAGUCACUAGACAUGGCUGGCAACCAGCUGACGUCCAUCCCGUCAGGCCUGCCAGAAUCUCUAGAGUAUCUGUAUCUUCAGAACAACAAGAUCACAACCAUUUCAGAGAAUGCUUUUGAAUCCACACCCAACAUAAAGGGGAUUUACCUCAGGUUUAACAAGAUUGCAGUUGGAGCACUGAAGGAAAGUACCUUCCAAAACCUAAAGCACUUACAGGUACUGGAUAUUGAAGGGAACCUUGAAUUCAGCAACAGUUCAAAGAAUAAGGAUGACUCAGAAGAGGAAAUAGAAGAUGAGGAAGAGGAAGAGGAAGAAGAACUGUGAUAAAAUGUGAACUCACACAAGCACAUCAUGUGGGAGGAAAGCAUAUGGAACUUACAUAUAUGUCUAUGUGUAUAUAUCUAUAUAGAUAUACAGAGAACACUUAGCAAAACGUGCAAUGAAUUACACAGAAACUGUCGUGGCACUGGGCCAGGCUCAUGGAAGACAGCGUGUUACAGUGCCUUAUUCGGGGAGAGACCCUGAAUGCCUUUCCAAAGCUUCCAAAUCAUCUUAUACAAGACCCAGGAUCAUAAGGGAUUGCUCUGGAACUCACAAAAGCUGGCUUUUGUUUCUUCUGUUUCUUUUCCCUCACUGUUUCCAUCUGUAAUAACAAUAUGGGACUGUUUUGAACACGUGCCUUCAAAUGCUGUUUUUGCCACUGCAUUUUAAGUGAACCAUGUAUAUGCUGCUUUUCUUUUCCUCCAUCCUUAAGAAGCUGUUGUUGAUCAGGCAAGAUGGAUAUUUGCAGUACUUUCAUGUGUGGAGCAGUGUAUGAGGCAUUUUUGUCAUCAAGCAGCAGUAAUAAUUCUAGAUGCAAUUAUUCCUCUGUUAUAACAAUGUGUAUAUUUGGAUAAGAAAAACAAAGUAAGGCUGGAUCCCAUAAUAUUUUAUCUCUACUGCCAAGCUUGCAGUAUAUGCCUGUUUUAGAAAGGUUUUAAGAUUGCUCUUGUGAAAAUAUAUAUAAAAUCUGUAUGUCUGCCUUCCA